AUGAGUCUAGACUUAAAGAAACGUAUGCGAAUAAACAGCUCAGAAAACGUAUUCAUGAAUAUACAAGCAAAACGUGUAAAAAAUAACCAAGGAUAUACGUUUAACCAAAAUGAUCUAGAUUCAGAAGACGAAUUAACAGUGCUUUCUCCAAAAACACCCACACGUUAUAGAAAAAUAAAUUCUCAAACAGGUCUUAUUUAUAUGCAGAAAAUUAAAUGUCCUUUAACACCAUGUCAUUUAAAGACAGCUUAUAGGACACCUGUUUCAAAAAGAACAUCUACUCCUAUAACACAGACACCUUAUUCCAAAGGAAAAGCACUUUUUUCUCGAGGAACAAUACCAGUUCCACUUACAGGACGAUCUUCAGAAAGAACAUUUAUUACAAAGUUUAUCGAAUGUCAUAUGAAACAAAAACAAGGAGGAAGUCUUUAUGUUUGUGGCCCUCCUGGUACGGGUAAAACUGUGAUUAUUACAGAUAUUGUGGAACAACAAUUUACUGGGAAAAAUAUUACAUCAGCAAGCAUUAACUGCAUAGCACAGGAUCCGAAAAAUAUUUAUUCAGAAGUGUAUAGAAAAUUAUUUAAAAAAGUAGAGAUUUCAGAAAAAAAAGCAUUUGAACAAUUAAAAAAACUUAUUUUCAAAAAUAAUAUGUAUCUUUUAUUAUUGGAUGAAAUCGAUUCUUUAGUUGUAAAGGAUCAAGAAAUUUUGUAUCAACUAUUUGAAUGGUCUAUUAUAAAAGAUUCACAAUUAAUUAUCAUUGGAAUUUCAAAUACACUGGAUUUAACAGAUCGCUUUUUACCAAGACUUAAGGCAAAAAAUGCUGUACCUGAAGUUUUUGUAUUUAAGCCAUAUACUCCGCAAGAAAUUUCAGAUAUAGUCAAAAGUCGUUUACGUUUGCUUUCUGAAAAUACAUCUGAAGAUUUUAUACCCCUCAUUCAUCCAACAGCAUUAGAGUUAUGUUCAAGAAAAAUUUCAUCUUCUAGCGGAGACAUUCGGAAAGCAUUUGAUUUAAUUAGAAAGGCAAUUGAGCUUUUGGAAGCGGAACUAUAUAUUGACAGUAAAAAGCCGUUGUCUGAAGUUUCUCCAAAUAAAUUGAUGUCUCCUGAUACAAAUAAAUAUCCAGCUUUUAGUGAAGAAAAUCUGGAAAAUUUGCCAAAAAUAACUACUGAACAUAUACUUCGCGUUUCAAGUUUAAUACAUGGUGGUUCUAUAAUUACACGGCUUAAAAAUUUUACUCUUCAACAAAAAGCUAUUCUAUGUGCAUUAUCUGUAUGUGAGAAAGAGAAUCCGAAUCAUAUAUUAAUUGGAAAAGUAUCUCCAUUAUUUGAUACUUAUAUGUAUUUAUGCCGUCGAGAUAAACUUCUUCAUCCUUUAAGUUCUGUAGAGUUUUCAGACGUCGUUGGGACUCUUGAAGCAUCUAUGACUGUUAAUAUUACUAACACAAUUAUUUCUUCAAAAGCAAACGAUAUAAUGAAUAAAAAAAUCAAGCUAAUAGUGCCAAAAAUGGACAUUCUUACUGCCAUUGGUGAUAUUGAUCUUUUAAGACGUUUUUUUCAAUAA
Molecule: messenger RNA, 1560 nt
Organism: Pneumocystis jirovecii RU7
Lineage: Eukaryota; Fungi; Ascomycota; Pneumocystomycetes; Pneumocystales; Pneumocystaceae
Product: AAA family ATPase CDC6
Exons: 6
Coding region: 1-1560 (519 amino acids)
Biological process (GO): cell division; DNA replication initiation; mitotic DNA replication checkpoint signaling
Cellular component (GO): nucleus
Molecular function (GO): DNA replication origin binding; ATP binding; ATP hydrolysis activity
Source: RefSeq, a predicted model, not a curated record